Messenger RNA from Larimichthys crocea (large yellow croaker), 924 nucleotides. It is a transcript of the gene mrpl48, whose product is annotated as mitochondrial ribosomal protein L48. The transcript has 8 exons. Gene Ontology annotation, cellular component: mitochondrial ribosome. The record is from RefSeq and is a predicted model, not a curated record. NCBI's taxonomy places the organism in Eukaryota, Metazoa, Chordata, Actinopteri, Sciaenidae. Bases 168 to 770 code for a protein of 200 amino acids.
CUGGCGGACAAAAGCUUGUCGGACUCACUUCCUGUUAGCACUUCCUGUAGUUGCAGCAGUGGAUACAUGUGUUGUUGACAUUUUGUAGUUUUGUUGUUUCGUGUCAGCUGUUGGGCCGAAUAACGCCGCGAACUUACACGCUGUGCGUGUGCGUGUUUUCCGUGAAGAUGAAUCCCGCCGUUCGCAAGGUGUUAAAUCAAGCUCUUACAUCAUGCCGGGCCACGCCGUGCAUCCAGCAUCCUGUUUGGGCUUCUGUGAGUCAGAGACAGUACAAAUCUAUGCCAACUCAUGGAAUUGGGCGGUGGAGACAUCUUUUACCUAAAGAAGCGCCAAAGAAAAAGAAAGACAGACACCAGAUGAAACAGAUCAUGUCAGCGACAGAAACAGCGUACGGGACCCUGAAUGUGAAAGUGUCGGGUUUUGACAUGACCGUGGUGGAGCACUACUCCCAGUACAUCCACAACCUCUGCAACCGGUUUGGCAUCAAAGUGGCAGAAUGCUACGCUUUGCCAACCAAGAGCACGGAAGUGAUGCUAAUGCAAGAGCAAGGCACCAAGAUGUAUGUGGACUCCAUCCUAAAGACUCAUGAGCGAGUAGUCCAGUUGAGCAGUCUGAAUGCCGCGCUGUGUCCCGUGUUCAUGGAAGUCAUUUUAAAGAAUCAACCAGAGGGAGUUCAGCUCUCUAUGAAGGAGCACACCGAGGCCGAUUACCACGCUCGGUUCAAGGCCCGUCCAGAGCUGGAGGGGCUCAUGGCUCAGAUAGGACAAUAGUCAAUAGGACGUGUGGACCACAGACAUUGUUUAGUUUUGUAUAUUUAUUCCCUGGCCUUCGUUCAAUGAAUGCUGUUAAAGGUGAUCGUGUGCAUUGGAAACAACUGUACACGCUUUUGUGACCCCCUGGAAAAUAAAACCUGUGUAUAUCAUG